Nicrophorus vespilloides is the source of this 1433-nucleotide messenger RNA. Its product is annotated as putative serine protease K12H4.7. The record is from RefSeq and is a predicted model, not a curated record. Gene Ontology annotation, molecular function: serine-type exopeptidase activity; dipeptidyl-peptidase activity. Bases 1 to 1410 code for a protein of 469 amino acids. NCBI's taxonomy places the organism in Eukaryota, Metazoa, Arthropoda, Insecta, Coleoptera, Silphidae. The transcript has 10 exons. Gene Ontology annotation, biological process: proteolysis.
AUGCGUUUCCUGCAAGUCGUUGCAUUCGCGUUGAUCGCGUUAUCCUUGACCGAGGGUAAACUCUUCCUCAAAAAGCAUGGACUUCCUCCAGCUGAAGCUCCUCAAGCCAGAGCUAAAGCCCCGGAAUUCGGAUGGUUCAAGCAGAGGUUGGAUCAUUUCGAUACCACCGACAACAGAACUUGGAACAUGAGAUUCAUGAACCAAAGUCAGUUCUUCGAAUCUGGAGCUCCGAUCUUCAUUUUCCUUGGAGGAGAAUGGGAGAUUUCCUCUGGAUAUUUGCAGACCGGUCAAAUGUUCGAUAUGGCUGCUGAUCACCAUGGUUACAUGUUCUACACCGAGCACAGAUUCUAUGGAAAAAGUUUCCCAUUCGAAGACAUGGCUACUGACAAAUUGAAGUACCUUACAACAGAUCAAGCUUUAGCUGAUGUAGCUUACUUCAUCACACAUAUGAAGAAAACCAUGCCUGGUAUGGCCAAAAGCAAAGUUGUAGUUGUUGGAGCUUCUUACUCAGCGAGUAUGGCUAUUUGGAUGAGGAUGAAGUAUCCUCAUUUGAUCACAGCUGCCUUAUCCUCAAGUGCCCCAAUUGAAGCAGUCGAAGAUUACAAAGAAUACUACGAGGUUAUCAACGACAACAUCAAACUGAACUCUGCCAAAUGCUUGGAAACAAUCAGGAGUGGAACAGCCGCAAUGGAAGAUUUGUUGGAAGCCAAAUGGGGUGCAGAUACACUCAAGACAUUACUCAACACUUGCGAACCAAUCAAGAUUCAAGAACCUCAUCGUUCUUUCCUCUUCAACACGAUUGGUGAAGUAUUUGCCAGUUUGGUGCAAUACGCCUACGUGGGUCAGAUCAAGGUCGAGUGUAACAAACUUUUGGCCAAAUCAGGAUCGCCUUUGGAACAAUUGAGUUCUUACAUUCGUGAUCAGUAUUCUGGUGACUGCAUGGGUCUGUACGAUGAGUUUUUGGAUUACUUCGGAAGCCCGAACAUCACCAACCAAAUUCAUCGCCAAUGGUACUACCAAACCUGCACCGAAUAUGGAUACUACCAAACUACAACUUCGAACAACCAACCUUUCGGAAAGACUUUCCCACUUUCGUUGUACCACAACAUUUGCAAGGAUCUUUUCGGAAAGAAAUUCAACGUAGAUUUAUUGCAGAGAGGAAUCAACAGGACGAACAUCAUCAACGGAGGAUACAAAUUGGAAGUCACCAACGUCGUUUCCGUUCACGGCACUGUUGAUCCAUGGCACGCAGUUGGUUUGAAGCAGGACUUGAACGAAAACGCUCCAGUCUUCAUCGUCAAUGGAACUGCCCAUUGCGCCGAUUUGAGUUCCAUCAGCGUCAACGAUUUACCAGAGAUGUACGAAGCUAAGAAACGCACCAAGCAAUACAUCGCUAAAUGGUUGAAAUAAAUAAACAUUUUAUAAAUCUUGUA